AAAAAUAAAUACUAAAACGAUUUAUAGUCAAGAUGUAUGGUUUUCAGCAUAGAUUAUGUUAUCUUGAUCAAAUUCUUGGAUCAUAAUAAUAAUAUAUGAUUAGGUUCUGAUGAGUAAUAGAUGUGGAACAGAACAUUUCGUUGACUUUGCUUGCAUGAUUUUGGAUUCAUCUGGCUGUGCAAGUUGGUUUGAUUUCAAGGUGUCCAUUGCUUAUAUAUCAGGAAGUUCUGCACUGUGAUUAUGCCACCUCUUAUUUUCCAUAAAUACCACAACCGUCAUAAUCCUGAUAGACUUAUUUUACCCUGAUCAGUUGUUAUAUUUCCUGUCAAAACCUAGUCAAGGAAGGAGUUGCUAGAAGUGGAUUUAUUGGAAGUGCUCUGAUUUUGAGAUUCAAACAUCAUAUGUGAUGCUACAAGUAGAUUUAUUGAAAGUGCCUCGAAACCUUUGCAAGUUUUAUGCCCAAAAAACAGGUGAACUACAGUGAAGAGCUGAAGAUAUAGAGAUGUCUCUUUUGUGAGCAACAGAAGCAACGGGGAUUAGCUUCAUUGUAGAAAAGAUACAUCCAGAUCAACUAGCAUAUUGUGGUUAUGAGGCAUUCAUUCCAAGCUUUGACAAGAGAGGUAGAACGUAAUCAUGAACUAGUGUUCUCACCCCUUACAGACGGAAUAGUAGUAUUCUGAUCCUCUUCAUACAAAAUGUUUGAAAUUCCCACCACGUCUUGCUACUUCACUUGUCCAAAUGCCUAUGCUUCUUCUGUUUAACAAGAUAUUAGAUCCAAGAUUUUGUGGCUAUGUUGUUUUGUUGUUGUAACUUGUCGUUCUAGAUUGGUUAACCUCAGGUAGGGGAUUAGUUGACAAGUACAAGGUCCUCGGCCUCAUCUGGAUUUUAAUAUUUAUUGCUGACUUGCGUAAGAUCUCUCAUUUGAACAUGUAGACAUCAUUUUUUAUGGCAUGAGUGUUAUUUACUGCUCAUCUCUUGGCUCUAUGAUAGACAAUGGAUCUGUUUCGUUCGCUUCAUCGUCAUUUCCUCAUCAUUCAUCAUCAUACUAGUGAUUUUUCAGUUUUAUCCUCAGACGUUCGGUCUAAGUUAUCUUGCAACUCAUUCAGCUUGUGUUGCUCAUUCAGGAUGAGCAAUGGCUACCACUGUGAAUGAAUUCAGGUUUGUUUAUCCAAAAUUUCAUUUCCUGGCAAGUGCUAUUUUCUUGUGUCUGAGGGUACACUGAUGGGUAUUCAUUAUUAGGCAGCUGACUUUUAUGUGUGUUUUAGAUAAUAUAGUUUUUGCAUUUUCCAAUUAGGGGCCUUGGGUUGCUCUCUUAUGAUAAAGAGAUAUUGACUCAUUUGAGAAGAAUCUCUUUUGUUCCUCUCAUGCUUCUGCUCUAUUGACUUCAGACAGGUUUUAUGUCUUUCUAAAGUACUUGAAUCGUUUCAGAGUGUUCAUGGAUUAUUGAUGUGAUGCCCACUAAGAAAGGGCUUGAAGCUUGGGAUCAUAAUGUUUACUAGACACUGUUUUUUAAUAGAAUUAUUUGGAUCUUGGCUUAUGCGGUUCAGAUUUCAUACUUUGUUCUAUCACAGAGUUAUUGAAUUCAUCCUUUAAUGCUGACUGCCCAGGCUUGUUCGGAUUUUGUGAUCAGGUUCUGAAAAUAUGUGUUUCCAACUACAAGGUCAUUGUCUUCUAGCUUUCUGAGAGAUCACAAAGUUUGCCCUAUUCAGGGUAGCAGUAAGAUUGAAGCUCACAAGUUCGUGUUGUUCAUUUUGGAUAGAAAUUCUAUUUUCACCUGUACGAGAAUGUCUAUUUCACACCUUUGUGUAUCCAUUGCUUAUAUAUAUCAGGAAGUUCAGCGCUGUGACUAUGUUGUUAGUGGAACUGGAUUUUUGACAAGAACUAUGUACAAAUUUUGUUGUCUAAACCUGGACCUCAUCCUCGUAUUAGAGUAUGAUCGAAAUGGAUUUUCCAAGAACCAUAUCAUAUAUAGAACAUCUAUGAACAUUUGGUUGACUUUGCUUGCAUGAUUUUGGAUUUAUCUGGCUGCACAAGUUGCCGGUCCCCAGCCCGGAUAAAGGAGGAGGGAAAAGCUUCAAAAUACAUUGUAUAACAACCAAAAAAUAUUGCAGUGGGUUGUUGGAUUUGUAAUGGCAGUAGUGCUAUAUGAUAAAGAAUUCAUUGUUUAGGCAAGACAAGUGUAUGGAGCUAAGUGUGUGCUAGUACUUUUUUAUAAUUGAUUGAAAGUUUAUGGAAUGUUUACUAGUAUUAAAUUAUGAUGGAAUUA
This is a messenger RNA of Cuscuta campestris, 2266 nucleotides long. NCBI's taxonomy places the organism in Eukaryota, Viridiplantae, Streptophyta, Magnoliopsida, Solanales, Convolvulaceae. The record is from the annotation of a GenBank genome assembly.